AUGUGUUUCCAUCGCUACACCGAGCACCCCUGCGGCCACCCGAGCACAUCGAUUGGCACAUGCUCGAUCGAAAUCCUAGCCACAGCAGUGCCGUUUUGUGAUCAAUACAAUGUUGUAAAGAACAAGUCAUUGGAUCUCUGUGGCGGCGACUACUGCAAAGAGGACAAGGAGACUGCCCAUUGGGUUGAGAACGGAUCAGCUCUACUGACAGCGUGCGAGGACGACCUUGCAUACUUUAAGCACCGCCUCCAGACUCUUCACCGUCUGCUCCAAGCUUUUGAACAGUACAAACAGGCUUUCGGUGCCUUGCAAGAGAACGACACCAACAGAGCCCGUAACAUGCACGACGAGUAUGUGGCAUUGCGCCAGACUUAUUUAGACACCAGAGGCAGACGUCAACUCAUCUCCGAUGGUAUCCANAAGGCCAAGGAACAGCAGCGAGCUGUUGUUGCAGAGAAGAUGCGUAGGGUCCAGCAAUACAUCGAUAGCCAGAGACCAAACUCUGGCCACCCUCCUUCGCCACAAAGCAUUCCGAGAGUCAUCCAGACACAAGCAAGAGGAUUGCUAAAGCGCACUAGUUCAGGUCUCUGGGAAACUGGAGAUACUUCUGCAACUCCUUGUCGACCUACCACCAAACUUGUUUCUCCAGUCAAAACCAAGCCAAAGCCGUCAAAUCUUUCGGCCCCAGCCAUCUACAGCCCUCCCUCUCUGGCGUCUCCAUUUGCGGCUGAAUUUCGCAAGACAGCUGAUGUUCCCAAACCCUCACCACCUAAGAAGAGACGCGGAAGACCUCCAAAGGCCAGUAGAGUGGAAGACGUUGUUUCUCAACCUCAGGUCACCUCUGAUACAUCGUUCCACGACGCUCAAGUCAACAACGAUGACUCGCCCAUGGCUGAUAACCAGCGUUUGGUGCCUAAACUUCGAUCGGCCAAACGCAGCAACAAGAAGGAACCACCUGAACGGAAACCUUCAUCAUCAGGAGUACGCCGAAGCGGACGUGCCAAGCAGCGAAUCAGCUAUGCUGAAUCACCAACUUCGUCUCCUGAACGACCUGUUCCAGAUGAGCUCGAAGCUGAAGCAAACACAGUAGCCAUCAGCCAACCUAAGAAAUCAACGAGACUCACCAGAACUACAAGCGGCAAGAGUAAACCACAGAAGGAGAAUGUGUAUGCUACCGACGAGGAGGAUGCAGCCAUCAGUGUGGAUGACGACGAUGAAUGGCAGGCCGAUGGAAAUAUUGAAGAGGACGACAUGGAUUUUGAGCCUACGCCUGUUCAGAAAGUACGCUCGAACGCGAAGCGCGCCGCAGCAUCUCCUCCCAUGGAUUCGCGUUCUCGUAAACGUCAAGCCAGAACUGUCCCUGACAACAACCAUGGUCCCAGCCACUACCAUGAACCAGCAUCGCCAGACAACAACUUCCAUCAUGUGAUCCCUGAUCAGGGCAACAGAUUGACGUACACCACAGCUCAGUCAACAAACUCAGCAGACGUCUACAACGUGCCAUCGACGCCAUACAACCACAACAUGGCCAAUGUAGACACGUCGAAGCUGCUGUAUCAUACUAACCCAAUGACAGACGGAGUGACUCUCAAUGCCACAAACUACCAGAGUCAGGAUCCUAACGAGCCUGACAUGUCACCACUACGUCGAUCAGACUGGUUGAACGGACUGAACACGGCAGACAUGGCACUAUCACUCGACGACCUUGACGAUCCCAACAACUACGACUUUGACGUCGAUGCCAUGAGCAGAGUCGUUGCCGAUCUCGAAGCUCAGCAAGGCUAG
Aureobasidium uvarum is the source of this 1785-nucleotide messenger RNA. Lineage: Eukaryota; Fungi; Ascomycota; Dothideomycetes; Dothideales; Saccotheciaceae. The record is from the annotation of a GenBank genome assembly.